Molecule: messenger RNA, 2109 nt
Organism: Myripristis murdjan (pinecone soldierfish)
Lineage: Eukaryota; Metazoa; Chordata; Actinopteri; Holocentriformes; Holocentridae
Product: adenylate kinase 7-like
Exons: 18
Coding region: 1-2040 (679 amino acids)
Biological process (GO): nucleobase-containing compound metabolic process
Molecular function (GO): ATP binding; nucleobase-containing compound kinase activity
Source: RefSeq, a predicted model, not a curated record
AUGGAGAACGACAAGAAGCAAGUUUGGCCCAGGCGUAUUUUUGUGAACAACGUCGACAGUUACUCCUCUAAAUAUAUUGCCAAGUUUUUAUCAACAUGUGUGCCUGGCGAGUCCUCUGAGGAUGCUGAAGCAGACGAGGACACCACAUCGUCACCUGGACAUGAACAGAGUACGACUUUCCAAAUUUCACCAACUCGAGAUCAGCUGCUUGAACGCUUGUUAGAGUGUGAUGUGGUGGUGUACAACAUCUCCGAAAAUGCAACACAGGAGCAGAUUGAAGAGGCCACAUGGGCGAUCACAGCUCUUCACGAUGAGAUGGAGAGCUUCAGGUCUCAAAAAAUGUUCAUCCUGGUCUCCACGGUGAUGACCUGGGCCUUGACAAAGCCAAGGAAUCUGGAUGAUUCAGAUGUUCUGCUAACAGAUGAUGACUACAGAAGACGAAGGCCUCAUCCCAACUUCAAAAACCACUGUGCUCUGGAGAAGCUUGUGCUCAAACUUGGUAGAGCUAAAAAGUCCAAGCUCACCAGUUAUGUUGUAGCAAGUGGCCUUCAGUAUGGACAGGGAGAGAACCUCUUUCACUACUUCUUUAAGGUAUCUUGGUCAAUGCAGUUUCCAAAGGUUCCUGUAUUUGGAGUGGGCACAAAUUGCAUUCCCAUGAUUCACGUAUAUGACCUUGGAGGAGUGAUCCGUAACAUAAUUGACCUCAAGCCAAAGUCCAAGUAUGUUCUUGCCCUUGACGACUCCAAGAACACCCUAGAAGAUAUCAUAAAGAUGAUAAGCUACGUACUUGGCCCAGGAAAAAUUGAUAAACUACCAGAGCAGGAAGCCAUCCACAUGAAUGCUCUGACACCAGAGGAACUGGAGUACUUAAGCGUCAACCUGUACCUAGAGCCUGUCCUGCUGAAAGACACCUUCAACCUCCAGUGGACGUCUGAAGCUGGGAUGGUUGAAAACAUGGAUCGCAUCGUGGAGGAAUACAAAAACACACGACAGUUACUUCCAAUUAGAAUCUGUGUCACUGGACCCCCAGCUGUGGGUAAAACCACAGUUGCACAGAAGCUCUGCCAGCAUUACAAAGUGCACCACAUCAAGAUCAAUGAAGUCAUUGCCGAAAAGCUCGCGCAGCUGGAGGAGAUACUGAGUGGAGCUGACACUGAGGAUGUUCCUGGGGAGGAAGUGGAUGCUGCAAAAAACCAACUGCAAACUAUUCGUGAAGGCAUGGAAAAGAAUGCAGGUCGAUUGGCUGACCAUCUGCUUUGUGACAUUUUGCAAGAGAAGCUAAAUUCAAAGCCAUGCAGCAACCAAGGAUUUGUUCUCGAUGGUUUCCCUAAGAUGUAUGAGCAGGCCAAACUGAUUUUCUUUGAUGAGGACACGGAGAGAACAAGUUUGAAGUCCAAAAGUCCCACGUACAACAAGAAGAUCACCCCAGAGCGUGUUUUUGCUCUUGAUGCAUCAGAUGAGUUUCUCAUGAAACGAGCACAAGGCCUUCCGCAGAGUGUAGCAGAGGAAAUGUUUUGCACCCAGGACGAAUUUGUUGCUCGCCUGGCAAGAUACAGACAAGUUAACGCCUCAGAGGAAACGCUGCUGGACUACUUUGACGAGCUGGAGAUUCACCCAAAACACAUUGAGAUCAGUACAGAUGACCCUGAGUACACAGAGGUUGUCAAGAAGAUCACAGAGGUGGUGGGGACUCCCAAGAACUACGGCCCCAGUCCAGAGGAGCAGGAAGAGGAGGCCCGGAGGCUGGAGGAGGAGAGGCGGCAGAAAAUGGCCAUGGAUGCUGCAGAGAGGAGGCGCAGGAAUGAGGCUGCACUGGCUGAGAUGACUGCUCAGUAUGAGGAGUGGAACAAGAAUGUGUCAGAGGUGAAAAGACAGGAGUACGAGCUGCUGGAAGCUCAGUCUCUCCCUCUGAGGAACUAUCUGAUGAAGUACGUGAUGCCCUCCCUCACUGAGGCCAUGCUAGAAUGCUGCACGGUAAAACCAGAGGACCCCGUUGACUUUUUGGCUGAACAUCUUCUGCGGAACAACCAACAAAAGUGAUACCAAACUGCAGUCAUAUGAAUGUUUGUCUCCAGUAUAUUUUUAAGUAAAGUACACAUAGCAAAACUU